This is a messenger RNA of Asterias rubens (European starfish), 4498 nucleotides long. RefSeq names its product centromere protein N-like. Gene Ontology annotation, biological process: CENP-A containing chromatin assembly; chromosome segregation. The transcript is spliced from 8 exons. The coding region runs from base 92 to 1189 and encodes 365 amino acids. Lineage: Eukaryota; Metazoa; Echinodermata; Asteroidea; Forcipulatida; Asteriidae. The record is from RefSeq and is a predicted model, not a curated record.
CUCAAUUCAAACUUAACUUUGUCGAGCUCGAGCGAGAAGAGCGAUAAAACCACAACAUUAAUUUUGGACGUCGACAAAAAAACACUAAACAAUGAUCAACUCGAGCACCGAGAGCAGCUUACGGAAGGUUCUUGGGAGUUUCAGAAGAGAGGAAUAUGUAACAUUGUUGAAGCAGUGGGGGUCGUUUCCAGCAGACCGUUUGAGUGAUGUUAAAAAGGCUACCUCGAUGAAACGAACGGCGAAAAAAGCAUUGGUUCAACACGUCAUACAACUCUGCAGUGUGAAAAAUCUUUCUAAACAUGCAGUCGGAGAGCUUGAGCUAAUUUAUCAACAGAAUCAUCCCAACAGUAGGAAAUGGAGCGUUUUUCAACUAACCCAACAAGCAGAAACGAAAGAGAAACAUCACGUCGCCACGAUGGAGGAAUUCAAGGAAAGACUCAACAAGCAACUCUCUUUGUACUUCAGAAAUGAUCUGUGUAUCAGGAGGCAUAGAGAUGCUUGGUGGAUCCGCCUUGGCAUACAGGAAGGAACGCAAUUCCACAGGCAGACGGCUAGCAACGUGGUAUACAUGGUCCAUCCGCCGCAAUCACAGUUCAUCAUACUGUCCACCAUCAAAGUUUCACACAAAGACUGUGUCAUGCAGGCUUUGCUGAACAGCCUUCGCUGCAGUGAGAUCCGUGAGAUCCAGCUGACUGGUCGCAACCUUGACUCCCUAGCUACCUUGGCUUUAAACAGCAACAGCCAGGGAUGGUUCUCACAGUUCAGAUUGAAUCAGGUGGACACCAACCCCCUGGCCAAAAGACCCUCCAGGAAAAGGAAAGCUCCCUCCUCGGACAUACUAGACUCGGAAAUCGUCUUUGAGAACGAGAAAGAAAAGGAGCUGAAAGAUAAACAGGUCCUCCAUUCCUUUGGAUCCAACGAACAACCAAAGUUACAAAAGAUAGAGUACAAGCUUGAGACCAAAUUCCGUGGGUGUGAAUUCGCCCCGGCCAUGUCCCUAAACAAAGAGCCAUUCCGCUGCCGAGUUAAGUUCGAAGGCUCCAACGUCCUGGAGGGGAUCAGGCAAUUAGCAAAGAGCGGACUGGUGUCACUACCUCUUCCUCAUCACCUUGGAAACGUACACUCUCUUGCCAAAAACCACUUUGUAUUGGCGGACAAGAAACGUACCAGGCCGCCAGAAAAGAACUGAACAACUUUAUUUCAUCAUUAUGCGCCCUGGAAUGCUACAUUUGUGUUCGGCAUUUGCGUUCGGCUGCAUAGAUCCUGUUGGACAAUUUUUUUCCUGGACAGGGAAACGUACCCAGCCGAACCUGGCCAAAAUGCUAGGUCAAACACCCAAAGACCAGUCACAAGUCACAAUUCUCUACAAGCGAUUUCGGCUGGCUUGUUCAGUGUUGAAAUGUAUCCCUAUUUUAUAUGAAACAUUAGUGAAAAGCUGGUGGUGGACUGGUGAAGUGACAAGAUAAAUGGUGCUGCCGGCCAGUCACUGACAAAGUUAAGGGAAAACCCUGUAUGCAUGUGAUGUCACUGCAGUAGGGCGCCCUCAUGCAGGGGUCACAAGUUUGUUUCUCGAUGUUCAGUUUUGUUUGGCACUGUACAAACCUGUUUAAAUUGUUUCAUCAACGGUUUACCUCUAAGAUGGUGGCAGGAUGUCAAUGCAUACUAUAAGGAUCUGUUGUGGUUUGCUUCCCUUUUGUUACAAUGGUCAGGCUAGAAAAUGCACUCACAAUUAAGCAUUUUAUGAUGACAGGUACCAUAUCAUUGGCAACACAACUGUUUUGAGGCAGGCCUGAAUCUACACACAGGCCACGGGGGCUGUGGCCUUCGUUGCCCCUGGUUUUGUUCUUGGCCUUGGUGCCCCUUCAAAAACUUCCCAUUGACUUUAAGGUGUUCCAAUGAAAGUGCCCUUUGCAAAAUGAAAAGUUAAUGGACUUGUCGUGUCGAAUUCAAAGAUGAAAUUCCAGGCCUGUUAAGGGUGUAUAGCUCUCACAAGUUGAGACUCGCAAAAUGGCAUCGUGAAGGAGUCAUGCAUAAAGUGCCUGACGACAACCAGGACCAGGAUAGAGAAAAAAGUCUGUACAGCCCAUGUUAAAGUUGGGGUAUAUUUUUGGUAUAUAUUAUGUCAAAGACAAGUACGCUCUUUUGGUCUCUCCCAACAGUUGCAUAAAAUAACAAACCUGUGAAAAUUUUUGCUCAAUGGUCAUCAAAGCUUACCUUAAAUUCAAAUGUUUGUCGGUGAACGAGUCAAGUCUUUCUCUAAAAUUACAUUACUUCAAAGAGUGUCAGUGUUUUAUAAUAUCAACAGCUAUCCAGUAAUUAACAAAGGUAUACCCUCCCUAUAAAUAGGGAGUAAGAACAAGGUGAACAAACAUUUUAUUGUAUCAAAUUUUCGUUUUCUAACAUAUUUUAAAAAAAGUUUUGUUUGUUUUAAGUUGUUUUUUUUCACUCUUAAGUUUUUAAAACACUUAAAACAGAAGUCUGGAAAUAUAUUUGUGCCUAAGCUUCUGCCGAUAACAACUGAAACUAUUAUCUGGGCUCCAUUUCAUAGAACUGUUAAGCAGUGUUAAACUAUUUGCUGGAGAGCCAGUACAAAAUAAUGUGGUAACACAAAAACGCUUAGCAAACUGCUUAGCCUUUUUUUGAAAUAUUUGUAGCUGUGAAGUAAGGUGUGUUGUGAACUUGUGAAAAAAAAAUUUUUUAUUGGGAUUUUUUUUAUAUUUCAUGUAUGUUUGUAUAAAUUAAUUUGUAUAAAUUGCUUUAAUGUUGUGAACACCUUAUUAAAUAAACAAGUAAAAAUAUUAAAAUGUUUUGGUGUUUGUUUUGUUGUGUCAGUUUGGUUUGAAGGCGCGCAAAAAGGGUUCCGGUACAACCUGGUGAAAACAUUUAAUGAUCUAGACAGCUCCAGAGUUCUAGAUUUGAGAAUCUUUGUUUUUUCCAGUUCUGGUAUAUAUACAUUUGUAGAUUCCUUCAAGUGGAGCCAUCUGUGUGUUACUGUUAGUCCAUUUUUUCCCUGCUGAUUGGUCGAAACUUACACAUAAUACAUCGUCAUAAAGAAACAUUCCGUUUAGUUUACUGACAAACAAUUGGCUAAGUUGUUACUUUUUCCUGUAUCUCGUACCUGAGCCUUGCAUGUGGACCAGCUUUGCAGUCUGGUCUUCAAGGCAGUGCAUGACAAGUCAAAAUAGUUAUUACUUUUGCCGAGACGCCAAGUGAAGACAAAAUGUAUUUACUUUGGUGUGUAGACAUGUGGAGCAGAUUUCAGGAGACUAACCUGCUACUUAAUUCUGAAAAGAACUGUCUGGGAGUUCUGUCUUAUGAAGUACUACCUGGAGGUAGGAAAUUGGCCGAGACUACUACUUUCACCUAGUCCAUCGAGGGUACUUCUCGUUAACUUCACUGUAGCGGAGUGGGUUCUUAAUUAACUUGGUCUCAACAUUUCGGUAAGCCUGCUCUAGUCAUCGUCAGGUUUUCAGCGGACUACUUAAUUCUGAAAAGAACUGGGAGGAAGGAAAUUGGCUGUGACUGACUACUACUUUCACUUGAUGGAUCGAGGGUACCGGUACUUCUCGUUCUUAACUUCACUGCCUACUGAGUCGGUCCUUAAUUGGUCUCCACAUUUCAACUAGCCUGCUCUAGUCAUCUGCAGAUUUUCAGCAGACUACUUAAUUCUGAAAAGAACUGUCAAUCUUUUGAAGUACCUGGGAGGUAGGAAAUUGGCAGAGACCACUACUUUCACUUAGUGGAUCAAGGGGAAUUCUCGUUAUGAACUUCACUGCACAGAGUCUGUCCUUCAUUGGUCUCCACAUUUGGACCAGCCUGCUAUAGUCGUCGUCGAGUUUUCUGUCCCCAACUAAUUGCAUGGCUUUUGUUUUCCCAUUUCGGGUUUUCCUCCCACAUCUAAAACAAAAUAUUUCUUCUCAUUUUGUAAUUACCAUUCUGCAGCAAACCCAGUUGGUCAAGACUGUUCUCCCUGCAGGCACUGGCCACAUUUCCAUGUUGGUAAAAAGAAUUGUGGGUGAGGAAAAGCUGUUUUUCUUUUUUAAUUGUGACCAUUUAUUGUAUUUCUCCUUUGUUUUUUCCGCGGGGAAUUCAAGUGAGUGUUUUUAAGUUCAGACCGUGUGGUUUUACUAUAGGGGUAGCGUUAGGUACGUACUGCGGAAUGAACUCACAAAGUACGAAGAGGUGUUGGACAGUGACAGUGUUGUGCACAUUUUAGGCAAGGUAGUCUUUACACAUGUUACAAGGUUGUUUUUAUAACGAUGAUUAGUAUGAUUAAAAACAGUAAAUUGUUUAAGUAUUUAAAAGUGUCAUUACCACCAAAAGUAUUAAAAUAGUAAUACAAAAUUUAAUAAAUAUAAUCAAACAUAGGGAAAUAUCUAAAAUAUUAUAUGAGGGAAUAAAAGGGUAGCGACGAGUUCUUCAACGUCCGUUUAAAGCCGUCAGGGUCAGCGGAGGUGUGAUAAAGGCCUGAGCCAUAGGCGGGGGCCUUUAUUGCACG